AUGGCUUCCGACGGCGUGGUGGCCCUGUACGGCAACAACAAGGCGGUGGUGGAGCCCUCCGCCAAGCCUGCUGCCGCCACCUUCUCCGUCAAAGUGGGCCUCGCCCAGAUGCUGCGCGGCGGCGUCAUCAUGGACGUCGUCACCGCCGAGCAGGCGCUCCGCCGCAUCCGCGAGGGCGCCGCCAUGAUCCGCACCAAGGGGGAGGCCGGUACCGGCAACGUGGUGGAGGCCGUCCGCCACGUCCGCUCCGUGAUGGGCGCCGUCCGCGCCCUGCGCAACAUGGACGAGGACGAGGUUUUCAGCUACGCCAAGCAGAUCGCCGCCCCGUACGACCUGGUGAUGCAGACCAAGCAGCUCGGGCGCCUCCCGGUCGUGCAGUUUGCCGCCGGCGGCGUGGCCACCCCCGCGGACGCCGCCCUGAUGAUGCAGCUCGGGUGCGACGGGGUCUUCGUCGGCUCCGGCAUCUUCAAGAGCGGCGACCCGGCGCGUCGCGCCCGCGCCAUCGUGCAGGCUGUGACGCACUACAGCGACCCGGAGAUCCUGGCCAACGUCAGCGCCGGGCUCGGGGAGGCCAUGGUGGGGAUCAACCUGUCCGACCCCGGCGUGGAGCGCUUCGCCGCUCGAUCCCAGUAG
Molecule: messenger RNA, 633 nt
Organism: Triticum turgidum subsp. durum (durum wheat)
Lineage: Eukaryota; Viridiplantae; Streptophyta; Magnoliopsida; Poales; Poaceae
Source: the annotation of a GenBank genome assembly